UCGCCAUAUAAGCAACGUCUGCUGCCACUGACGACGCAGAGUCUUGCACCCCCUCGUUGAUACGGUUUCUCGACGAACAAGAAUGCAGACAGGGAUCAUAUUGGUGACUAUUGCGGCGGCAGCCCUGCUGCAGGGCGGGCACAGCAGCUCGGUGUCCAUCAGAAUGCCCUAUCUGAGUCCAGCAGGUGUGACUUACAUCAACAACGUAGAGCCCCACGGACUCACUUACGCGAUACCAGCGAACGUAGAGGCCCAUCACGUUGGGUACGCUGCUGCCCAGGUGCCUGCACUCGCUGCUGUACCCUUCGUGAAACACGUGCCCACGGUGUCCCAUGUACCGGUGACCAAAUACGAGAGACAACCGAUCGUUCUGGAGAAACAGUUGGAUGUGGUGAAACCGGCCGUGCAGACCCGUAAAUUCGAGGUUCGCCGUCCAGCGAUCCAGAAGCAAUUCUACGACAUCGAGGAACGCGUGAUCGUGCGUCCAGCUGGAUCAGCCGUGGUUGAGCUCGAUCAUCCGACCUCGAAGGUACAAAAGGGACCAGCUUUGAUCCACCCGUAUUAUCCCCAUCAGAUUGCUCAGUCCGAAGGUGUCUUCAGCUUUGGACCCUCGACCAUUUCCCCGCCGGUAGCCUCUCCCACUUUACCCUCCAACUCGAACGAGGAAGGCGUUGUCGUGGAGAAUCCCGAUUUCCGUAAACUGCAAGAACAACAUCAGGGCGGUCUGUUGAGCCCCCAAGUGAGAAAUGUUUCGAACGGUGCAUCCAAUGAACCAUUCAUGGCCUACGAUCCUACACCCAGCGUGAUAGUCAGUCCCAACUCCAGCCCCGAGGAGGACAGGAACAAUCAGAACAGACUUCUCGAGCUUCUCACCGCUCGUGGCAAUGUAGCCGAGGUUGGAUUCGGUCGUUUGGGUCUCGCGAACUCCGCGCUGGAAGAGAUCAGCAAUGUGAGGGGCCGAGUGCUGUCCGCGACUCCAGCUCCAGAUGACGCGAAACCAGCCGACGAACGCGUUUCCACGAGACGUGUCGUUCUCACCAGGCCUAUCGAGACCCUGCAGGAAUUGAAUGUCGUGGAACCGGCGACGAAGAUCGAGAGAAUCUCUGUGCAACAGCCGAGUUACAUCGAUACGGCGCGUCUCGAACAUGUUCCGGUCCACAGCUCGGUCCCAGUCGUUGGCAAAGCUUACGCUCCCACAGUGGCUCACGCCGCCAUCCCUCUUUACCAAAAGACCAUCUCGCCGGCUUACGCAUACCAUCGUUAAACCGGCUGUGAAUCGUGAUACCGUCGCCUGUCUGUACCCGGGUAUUUAUCGGAGGUAAAUACCGAUCUGUGGGAAGCAUCAACAUCACCGUCGUACCUGUCGUACACGGAGCCGACAUAUUCUCGGAACCAUUGAAACCAUCGUUAGCCCCCAUUCAAGUG
Molecule: messenger RNA, 1425 nt
Organism: Dufourea novaeangliae
Lineage: Eukaryota; Metazoa; Arthropoda; Insecta; Hymenoptera; Halictidae
Exons: 5
Coding region: 83-1264 (393 amino acids)
Source: RefSeq, a predicted model, not a curated record